AUGCGCGCCUACUACGCGCCCCGGACCCCUCUGAACUUGGGCGAUGCGGGCGGGGAGCCCCUAGGGCUCCCGCAGCCCUUUGCCUCAGUCGUGGGGGCGUGCAGGUGGUUUGAGCACGUCAGUAUGCUGGUCAUCAUGCUGAACUGUGUGACACUCGGCAUGUUCCGGCCCUGUGAGGACGUAGAGUGCCGUUCAGAGCGCUGCAGCAUCCUGGAGGCCUUUGACGACUUCAUCUUCGCCUUCUUCGCGGUGGAGAUGGUUAUCAAGAUGGUGGCUCUGGGGCUGUUUGGGCAGAAGUGCUACCUGGGUGACACCUGGAACAGGCUGGACUUCUUCAUUGUCAUGGCUGGCAUGAUGGAGUAUUCUCUGGACGGACACAAUGUGAGCCUCUCUGCCAUCCGCACAGUGCGUGUGCUGCGCCCCCUCCGUGCCAUCAACCGGGUACCCAGCAUGCGCAUCCUGGUCACUCUGCUGCUAGACACACUGCCCAUGCUCGGGAACGUCCUUCUACUCUGCUUCUUUGUCUUCUUCAUCUUUGGUAUUGUUGGUGUCCAGCUCUGGGCUGGCCUGCUGCGGAACCGCUGCUUCCUGGACAGCACCUUUGUCAGGAACAACAAUCUGACCUUCCUGCGGCCAUACUAUCAGACGGAGGAAGGUGAGGAGAACCCCUUCAUCUGUUCCUCACGCCGUGACAAUGGCAUGCAGAAGUGUUCCCACAUCCCCAGCCGUCGUGAGCUACGAGUGCAGUGCACAUUGGGCUGGGAGGCUUACGGGCAGCCACAGGCUGAGGAUGGGGCCACUGGCCGCAAUGCCUGCAUCAACUGGAAUCAGUAUUACAAUGUGUGCCGCUCGGGAGACUUCAACCCCCACAACGGUGCCAUCAACUUUGACAACAUUGGCUAUGCCUGGAUCGCCAUCUUCCAGGUCAUAACGCUGGAGGGCUGGGUGGACAUCAUGUACUACGUCAUGGAUGCCCACUCGUUCUACAACUUUAUCUACUUCAUCCUCCUCAUCAUUGUGGGCUCCUUCUUCAUGAUCAACCUAUGCCUGGUGGUGAUAGCCACACAGUUCUCAGAAACAAAGCAGAGGGAAAACCAGUUGAUGCGUGAACAGCGGGCCCGCUACCUGUCCAAUGACAGCACUUUGGCCAGCUUCUCAGAGCCUGGCAGCUGCUACGAGGAGCUGCUCAAGUAUGUGGGCCACAUCUUCCGAAAAGUCAAGCGUCGUAGCCUGCGUCUCUGUGCCCGCUGGCAGAGCCGCUGGCGCAAAAAGGUGGACCCCAGCAACACUCUGCAUGGUCAGGGGCCUGGGCGGCGGCCAAGGCAGACAAGCAGGCAUGCAGCCUCUGUGCACCAUCUGGUCUACCAUCACCACCACCACCACCACCAUCACUACCACUUCAGCCAUGGUGGCCCACGCAGGCCCAGCCCCGAGCCAGGUGCUGGUGACACCAGGCUGGUCCGGGCCUGUGCACCACCCUCGCCACCAUCCCCAGGCCAUGGGCCACCCGACUCUGAGUCUGUGCACAGUAUUUACCAUGCUGACUGCCAUGUGGAAGGACCACAGGAAAGGGCCCGGGUGGCACACACUGCAGCUGCAGCUGCCAGCCUCAAACUGGCCUCAGGUUUGGGCACCAUGAACUACCCCACCAUCCUGCCUUCAGGAACAGUCAACAGCAAAGGUGGCACCAGCCCCCGACCCAAGGGGAUACAGGGUGCUGGAACCUCAGGGCCUGCAGCACACAGCCCCCUGAGCCUGGGCGGCCCUAGCCCUUAUGAGAAGAUUCAACAUGUGGUCGGGGAACAGGGACUGGGCCGAACCCCCAGCCACCUGUCAGGCCUGAGUGUGCCUUGCCCCCUGCCCAGCCCCCAGGCGGGCACACUGACCUGUGAGCUGAAGAGCUGCCCAUACUGUGCUAGAGCCUUGGAGGAUCCUGAGUUUGAAUUCAGUGGCUCAGAGAGUGGAGAUUCAGAUGUUCAUGGGGUCUAUGAGUUCACACAGGAUGUGCGGCACGGGGACCGCAGAGACCCCAUGCAGCCAUCCACUGAGGCUGACACAUCAGGCCAGGGCAGCGAGCGGCAGCGGCCACCUCGGCAAGCACCCUCAGGAGAGCAAGGUGGGCUGGGCCGCCUCUGGGCCUCCUUCAGUGGCAAGCUGCGUCGCAUCGUGGACAGCAAGUACUUCAACCGCGGUAUCAUGGCAGCCAUUCUGGUCAACACACUGAGCAUGGGUGUUGAGUAUCAUGAGCAGCCAGAUGAGCUGACCAAUGCGCUAGAGAUCAGCAACAUCGUGUUCACCAGCAUGUUUGCUUUGGAGAUGCUGCUGAAACUGCUGGCCUGCGGCCCACUGGGCUAUAUCCGGAACCCCUACAACAUCUUUGAUGGCAUUGUCGUUGUCAUCAGUGUCUGGGAGAUCGUGGGGCAGGCAGAUGGUGGCUUGUCGGUGCUGCGCACAUUCCGUCUACUGAGGGUGCUAAAGCUGGUGCGUUUCCUGCCAGCACUGCGACGGCAGUUGGUGGUGCUCAUGAGGACCAUGGACAAUGUUGCCACCUUCUGCAUGCUGCUCAUGCUCUUCAUCUUCAUCUUCAGCAUCCUGGGCAUGCACUUAUUUGGUUGCAAGUUCAGCCUGAAAACUGACUCAGGAGACACCGUCCCUGACAGGAAGAACUUCGACUCCCUGCUGUGGGCCAUCGUCACUGUGUUCCAGAUCCUGACACAGGAGGAUUGGAAUGUAGUCCUCUAUAAUGGCAUGGCCUCUACUUCCUCCUGGGCUGCUCUCUACUUUGUGGCCCUGAUGACCUUUGGGAACUAUGUGCUCUUCAACCUGCUGGUGGCCAUCCUCGUAGAGGGAUUUCAGGCGGAGGGUGACGCUAAUAGAUCUGACAUUGAUGAGGACAAGACAUCUGCCCACUUGGAGGAAGAUUUUGAUAAGCUCAGGACCACAGAGAUGAAGAUGUACUCACUGGCUGUGACCCCAAAUGGGCACCUGGAGGGCCAGGGCAGUCUGCCCCCUCCCCUCAUCACACACACAGCGGCCACACCCAUGCCUACCCCCAAGAGCUCCCCACACCUGGACACAGCUCAUGCUGUCCUGGACUUGAGGCGCAGCAGCAGCAGCUAUGUGAGCCCCCAGCUGGGAGACCAGAAGUCUCUGGCUAGCCUUCACAGCUCGCCUUGUGCACCCUGGGGCUCCAACAGUGCAGGGAGCAGCAGGCGGUCCAGCUGGAACAGCCUGGGCCGUGCACCCAGCCUCAAGCGCCGCAGUCAGUGUGGAGAACGAGAGUCGUUGCUGUCCGGUGAGGGCAAGGGCAGCACAGAUGAUGAGGCCGAGGAUGGCAGGCCAAGUGCAGGGACCCACCUAGAGACCUCAUCUGGGCCCCGAACCACCACCCCAUUGCGGCGAGCCGAGUCACUAAACCACCGCAGUACACUAGACUUGCGCCCCCCACGGCCUGCUGCCCUCCUGCCAACCAAAUUCCAUGACUGCAAUGGGCAGAUGGUGGUGCUGCCCAGCGAGUUCUUUCUGCGAAUUGACAGUCACAAGGAGGACACAGCCGAGUUUGAUGAUGACAUGGAGGAUAGCUGCUGCUUUCGCCUGCACAAGGUGCUAGAGCCCUAUGCGCCCCAGUGGUGCCGCAGUCACGAAUCCUGGGCCCUGUAUCUCUUCCCACCACAGAACAGGCUGCGUGUCUCCUGCCAGAAAGUCAUUGCACACAAGAUGUUCGACCACGUGGUCCUGGUCUUCAUCUUCCUCAACUGCAUCACCAUUGCCUUAGAGAGACCAGAUAUUGACCCUGGCAGCACAGAGCGGGCCUUCCUCAGCAUCUCCAACUACAUCUUCACAGCCAUCUUCGUGGUGGAGAUGAUGGUGAAGGUAGUGGCCCUGGGCCUGCUGUGGGGUGAGCACGCCUACCUGCAGAGCAGCUGGAAUGUGCUGGAUGGGCUGCUUGUCCUGGUGUCCCUGGUUGACAUCAUCGUGGCCAUGGCCUCAGCUGGUGGUGCCAAGAUCCUGGGUGUCCUGCGUGUUCUGCGCCUGCUGCGGACCCUGCGGCCACUGAGGGUCAUCAGCCGAGCUCCAGGCCUCAAGCUGGUGGUAGAAACUCUGAUAUCAUCGCUCAGGCCCAUUGGGAACAUCGUCCUCAUCUGCUGCGCCUUCUUCAUCAUCUUUGGCAUACUUGGCGUGCAGCUCUUCAAGGGCAAGUUCUACUACUGUGAGGGCGCAGAUACCAGGAACAUCACCACCAAGGCUGAGUGCCGUGCCGCCCACUACCGCUGGGUACGGCGCAAGUACAACUUCGACAACUUGGGUCAGGCGCUGAUGUCCCUGUUUGUGCUGUCGUCCAAGGAUGGCUGGGUAAACAUCAUGUAUGAUGGGCUGGACGCCGUUGGCAUUGACCAGCAGCCUGUGCAGAACCACAACCCCUGGAUGCUGCUGUACUUCAUCUCCUUCCUGCUCAUCGUCAGCUUCUUUGUGCUCAAUAUGUUCGUGGGCGUAGUGGUGGAGAACUUCCACAAGUGCCGGCAGCACCAGGAAGCCGAGGAGGCACGGCGGCGUGAGGAGAAGCGGCAGCGGCGCCUGGAAAGGAGGCGCAGGAGCACUUUCCCCAACCCAGAGGCCCAGCGCCGGCCCUACUAUGCAGACUAUUCGCACACGCGCCGCUCCAUCCACUCGCUCUGCACCAGCCACUACCUGGACCUCUUCAUCACCUUCAUCAUCUGCCUCAAUGUCAUCACCAUGUCCAUGGAGCACUACAACCAGCCCAAGUCACUGGAUGAGGCUCUCAAGUACUGCAACUACAUCUUUACCAUCGUCUUUGUCUUUGAGGCUGCACUGAAGCUAGUGGCCUUUGGGUUCCAGAGGUUCUUCAAGGACAGGUGGAACCAGCUGGACCUGGCCAUAGUCCUCCUGUCCAUCAUGGGCAUCGCACUAGAGGAAAUUGAGAUGAAUGCUGCCCUGCCCAUCAACCCCACCAUCAUCCGCAUCAUGCGCGUGCUUCGCAUUGCCCGUGUGUUGAAGCUCCUGAAGAUGGCCACAGGCAUGCGUGCCCUGUUGGACACUGUGGUUCAAGCCCUGCCUCAGGUAGGGAACCUUGGUCUUCUUUUCAUGCUCCUGUUUUUUAUCUAUGCUGCCCUGGGAGUGGAGCUGUUUGGAAGGCUAGAGUGCAGUGAGGACAAUCCCUGUGAGGGCCUCAGCAGGCAUGCCACCUUCACCAACUUCGGCAUGGCCUUCCUCACGCUAUUUCGAGUGUCAACUGGAGACAACUGGAAUGGGAUCAUGAAGGACACUCUGCGUGAGUGCUCCCGUGAGGACAAGCACUGCCUCAGCUACCUGCCAGCGCUCUCGCCUGUCUACUUUGUUACCUUUGUGCUGGUGGCCCAGUUUGUGCUGGUUAAUGUGGUGGUGGCUGUGCUCAUGAAGCACCUGGAGGAAAGCAACAAGGAGGCCCGAGAGGAUGCCGAGAUGGACGCUGAGAUCGAACUAGAGAUGGCGCAAGGGUCGGCUUCCCAGUCCCCUCCCGCAGCACAGGAAAGACCAGGCACCCAGCCAGACACCCCGAACCUCCUGGUUGUGCGCAAAGUGUCAGUGUCCAGGAUGCUAUCGCUGCCCAAUGACAGCUACAUGUUCCGGCCUGUGGCACCAGCUGCUGCCCCCCAACCUCACCCACUGCAGGAGGUGGAGAUGGAGACCUAUGCGGGCAAUGCCCCCUCGGGCCCAGUCACAUCUGAUCACUUGCCAUCCCUGGAGCCCUGUGCCUCCCUCCAGGUCCCAUCGACUGCAUCCUCCCCAGCCAGGGGCAGUGACUCCCUUCGUGCCCUGUCCCCACAGGGUACACCCCGCUCCCUGAGCCUCACUCGGAUACUCUGCAGACAGGAGGCCGUGCACACCGAGUCCCUGGAAGGGCAGGUUAAAGACCCUAGAGACAGCAUCCCAGACUACACAGAACCUGCCAAAAAUUCCCCUGUGAAGCAAGUGUCUCUGGGCUCCCUGCAGUCCCCUCCAUGCUCUCCAAGGCCCACCAGUGUCCGUACUCGCAAGCACACCUUUGGGCAGCACUGCAUCUCUAGCCACUCUCCCACUCUGGUUGGAGAUGAGGCUGAAGCAGCAGACCCAACAGACGAGGAGGUCAGCCACAUCACCAGCUCAGCCCACCCCUGGCCAGCUACUGAGUCCCACAGCCCGGAAGCCUCCCCUGCAGCCUCCCCUGUGGCCCAAGGAGCAGUGGGCAGUGGGCAGGACCCACACAGGUUCUGCAGUCUAGAUGCUCAGAGCUUCCUGGACAAGCCAGGUCGGGCAGAUGCACAAAGGUGGUCCUCAAUGGAACUGGACAUUGGGGACAGCCACCUAGAGUCUGGGGAGGUGAGGUGCCGGACCUCAGAGCUCGAGCCAGCUCUGGGGACACGAAGGAAGAAGAAGAUGAGCCCCCCCUGCAUCUCUGUUGAGCCUCCCACUGAGGAUGAGGGCUCCUCCCGUCCCCCUGCAGCAGAAGGCAGCAACACUACCCUGAGGCGCCGAACCCCAUCCUGUGAGGCUGUCCUCCACAGGGACUGCCUAGAGCCUGCAGAGGGCCCAGGCACUGGAGGGGACCCUAUAGCCAAGGGUGAGCGCUGGGCCCAGGCCUCCUGCCGGGCAGAACUCUUGACUGUCCCUAACUUUGCCUUUGAGCCUCUGGACAUGGGGGGCCCUGGUAGAGACUCUUUCUUGGACAGUGACCACAAUGUGACCCCCGAAAUGAGAGCUUCCUCCUCGGGGGCCAUAGUACCUCUAGUACACCAUGAAACUGAACUUCCUGUACCCUCUGGUGACCCCCCAGAGAAGGGGCGGGGACUGUACUUCACUGUGCCCCAGACCCCUUUGAAGAAACCAGGGUCUCCUCCAAUUACCCCUGCCCCAGAUGACAGUGCAGACAAGCCAGUGUAGAUCAGGCUGUGUGUACACAGGGCUUUGGCACUGGGGUUAGUGGCUCCUGGUAGGAUGGUAACCCCAGGUAAGGCCAUGAGUGGACCUUGGCUCAGGCCCCACUGAGGCAGAGGGGCCCAGGGGAGAUGUCAGCCCAGGAGAGGUGGCAAGUGUUCAGUCUCUGCACAGGAACAGCAUUGGGCCCCAUGAGCCUCCCUCGUGGUGAUUCAGGUUUGGGUUUUCCUGAGUUUUACCACCACCAUCUGAAGUCAUAACAGGACCAGGUCAAGCAGUCUCAGGAGGAGAGGCCGUGUCCUGGAAAGGACCAAAAAUUCCUCAUGGCCAGGAGGGUACCACAGGUCUGACCCAUGGAUUUCCAUAAGGAGCACACACGCUUGAGUCUCUGUGCCCUGAUAGGCAGACAUUCGGUCCCACAGCCACCACAACCAAUAUCACCUUUGCUCACAGUCUGAGUUCUUGUCCAUCAUUCAGCAUUUUUAGCUCCUACACCACCCGUGACCCCCAAUCCAUCUGCUUAGGUGUUCAGAAACUUCCCAGUGAUGCUGGGAAGGACCACAUCACCAAGGAGUCCUGACCCACGCAAUAAGACAUCACAGUUCCAUUGUAAUGGGGCUUCCCCUCCAUCCCAAGCAGUUGACCUUGACAUUCAUUUGACAUCUGUUUGGUUUGUUUCAUCUGUUUUAUAAAUUCAGGUUAAAUGUCGCAAUAAUCCGAUGCAGAAAACUUGGCUUCUUAAGUCAAGGAAAAGGGGAGGGAUGGGGCAGAGCAAAGCUGAAUAAAUACUAACUUAUUUAAGAAA
This is a messenger RNA of Nannospalax galili (Upper Galilee mountains blind mole rat), 7717 nucleotides long. RefSeq names its product calcium voltage-gated channel subunit alpha1 H (gene Cacna1h). Bases 1 to 6918 code for a protein of 2305 amino acids. Gene Ontology annotation, cellular component: voltage-gated sodium channel complex; voltage-gated calcium channel complex; neuron projection. The transcript is spliced from 35 exons. Lineage: Eukaryota; Metazoa; Chordata; Mammalia; Rodentia; Spalacidae. The record is from RefSeq and is a predicted model, not a curated record. Gene Ontology annotation, molecular function: voltage-gated sodium channel activity; low voltage-gated calcium channel activity. Gene Ontology annotation, biological process: membrane depolarization during action potential; positive regulation of calcium ion-dependent exocytosis; calcium ion import.